This is a messenger RNA of Nerophis lumbriciformis (worm pipefish), 4455 nucleotides long. The record is from RefSeq and is a predicted model, not a curated record. NCBI's taxonomy places the organism in Eukaryota, Metazoa, Chordata, Actinopteri, Syngnathiformes, Syngnathidae.
AUGGAAAGCGAAAAACAAGUUUUUGAAAGAGAAUCACCACGUCGGCCCUGGAGAAGUUGCAAGUUGAUGAUUGAUCCCGUGCUUACAAAAGGACUAUACAAAGUGUACCGCUAUGAUGGGCACGAGUUUAACAUUCCCGUCGACGACCUGGGUUUGUUUCCAGUGGAUUCUGUGAGAGAUCCACGCAUCUGCCGCAUGUGGAGCAAAUGCGUCAAGAAUGACCUUUCGGUUCCCAAAUUUAAGAUAGAUGAGUUUUACAUAGGUCCUGUUCCUCCUAAAGAAGUGACAUUUUGUAGGCUGAAUGACAAUGUAAACAAGGCCUUCCUGACUAAUAUGUGUAAUAAAUAUGGCCAUAUUGAAGAAGUGGAAAUUUUCUACAAUCCAAAGAACAAGAAACACUUAGGUAUUGCAAAAGUUGUUUUUGACACUGUGAGGGCCGCAAAGGACGCCGUUCAUCACCUCAACCAAACUUCAGUGAUGGGCAACAUUAUCCAUGUGGAAAUUGACCCAAAAGGUAAAAACAGGGUGCGCUACCUCAAGCUUCUCUACAACGGUCUCUACACUCCAUGGAGUUUACCAUUGGGAAGUAAUGACGAAAGUCUUCAAAACUUAAUCGACAAUUUAAUGUGCAAUUUUCCCCCACAGGGACAAGAUAGCCCAAUCAGCUUAAUGACUCCACACUCUCUCGACACAGCGUAUUCCAGUAUUAAUCAGGACACUCCUUUUAGCUUUGGGCUAACUCCCGGCUCGCAGGGAACCCCCCGCACUCCUUGCUUAUCUGCGACUCCUCUCUCCCAGGACUCAUGCUACUCCAGUCUUCAGGGCACUCCAAUCCUCCAGGGGGAGCCCCAGAUUUACAGUGUUCACAAACCACUCAGAAGAGAGAUUUGCUUUCGUAAAUCCACAAAGUCUCACUGGGGAGCUAGUGAAAUCCCUGAGGUGAAUUUAAAUUUUAAAAACCACCAACUUCCUCCUUCCCUCCCACUGUUUACCCAGAGUAGUACGAAGCAUAUUACACCAAAGGAGAAGACUGAAAACGCUCAGAAUCAUGCAAAAGAAACCUUUGAACUUAUGUCCCCAUGCCCAGAAUCAAUGCAUGUGGUCAAAACUACCUCAUUAACUAUAAACUCUUUGAGCACCCUGAGCACCAACCUGGCAGCCAACAAGCAGGCAGACGUGGCCUUCCCACCUAGCAACUGUGCAGACACAGCAGAUUUACCGAAGUCCGAAGGGAGUUUUGUCCGUACAACCCCCCAACCACAGACCCUAGAUGCCCGCAUACAAAGUUUGUUGACAACCUCACCGAGUUUACUCCUGAACUCCCAACUCGUAGAUAGCUCAGACAAGACUUUAAAGACUGUCAGUCCAACACAGUUCGUUGAAGAGGAUGAAACUUCCCAAGCUGUUUUUUUUCUUACAUCCCAAAGAGAUGUGGAGUGUCCCUCUGUGUGUAAUUUCACAAAAUAUGAAGAAACCAUGGGUAGAAACAGUAAAACGGAUGCACAGAAUUCCGAGGCACUGCGUCCCAAGGGUCUUCACUUAUCAAAUGUGGAUGAAGGGAACUCUGAAACGUCUUUUUCUCAGCCCCUGCGUUCUCCUGCUAUCAUACAAAGCCUCCAAAAUGGCACCAUUCCAAUUCCACUGCCGUGCCGGACCCUUCCUCCUGGCCAUCAUAGCAGCAUCCACACCUCUACUGCCUCAGUUUCAUCCCCUUCUGUUUUCUCGGUACCCCAACCUCCUUUGAUGGACCAGGGCAAGCCACCACCUUGUGGACCACAUUACACCAAUUCACAUUUUUCUUGUGUCAAGCCUCUAGUACCACCUCCAGACUACCCACUCAUGAGAGAAAAACAUCAUCAUGUCACAGUUAAAAAUGUUAUAAAGGCGCUCAUGAAUGAACUGAAGUCAAUUAUCAAGAAAGACAUUACACGCAGAAUGAUUGAGGGAGUGGCAUUCAACGUGUUUGAAGACUGGUGGGAUGAUCAAGAGAAGAAAAGAAAGACAUUGGCUUUGCCUUUAAAUGAGAAGAAAAACAACAGUAUAAAUCCUCUGAAAAGCAUCAAUGGCCAGAACAAGAAACCUCCUCUGCCCUCCUUCAAGAUUAAGAAGAAAAGAGAUGACAAUCCUGCAAUUCUAGAAGUGAUAGAAAGUAAAGAGCCUGAUGGAACUGAAGGGGACAAAGUGUUGGAACCGACAUAUUGUCUCAGUCGUAAACGGAGACUCGCAAGACGACUUGAAAGUGAUGAUGAUGAUGACAAAGAUGAAGAAUACAACAUACGUCAAGUGGAGGAAAAGGAAAGUGUAACAGAUAAAGAGUCAAAGGAUGGACCUAAUGAAGAUGAAGUGCACAUUUUGUGUGAAAAGGAAGAUCUUGUAAACAAUGAUGACGGUAAUCAUCAGAAUGAAGAGAAGGACAUUGAAAUACACACAUCAUCUGAAGACACGUGCCCAGAUCCAGAUGAUGUUUUCUCCGCUGGCAGUGAAACAUGUUCACAGUCUGGCUCGUCAAAAGAAUCCUCAGGCGACUCAGACUCCCCGUCCUCUUUUACUUCAGAGAGUUGUGUAGACUUAUCCUACUCUGAGUUCAGCUCUGAAGAUGAUUUAGAUGAUGUCAAGGAUGAUGAAGGUUUGGAGUGUAUAGUAAUAUCAGAUGAGGAGUCCAUGGAACUUGAGCCUCCUGUAACACCCUCAGCCCCACUCACUCCUGGUGCUCAGCUGGAAAUGUUACACCAGGACUUGUCAGAUUCAUGUACUGGAGAGAAAGCAGGGGAAAAACAGUGCAUUUAUCAAGAGCCACCAUCAUAUGCUGACCCUGCAGUGCCUGUGGAACCUGAUGUGGAAAUAGAGAGGCGUGAAUGGACCUUUGAAUCUUUAGAGUACAUCUCGAGGCCUCUCACUCCUACCGGCUGUUUAUCUGAUAGUGAUCCUGACCUUUUGAUCAGAAGCAAACCAACAUCACCAGAUGUGACGGAGGUAGAACGACCACAGACCCCAGGCAAGGGAAUAGCAUCUCAAUUAGGAAGUGAAGAAUCAGGGGAUGACAGUCUAAUGCCAACUGUGAGUGAAUUAAAUCUACCAUCAUCUGCUUCAGCAGGUGUAUCUUUAUUGUUUGAUGAACCACCAAAGACCCCAGGUAGAGAGGACAUACUUGCUCUGAAUCAUACCAGUGGUGUGAGGGUCUCAGCAACACCAAGACUUGAGAGCAUUACACAUUUUAGAAAUUCAUCACUGUAUAGACAUCAAUUUGUCUUACCACCAAAGACCCCUGGAAGAGAUAUCAUUCUCCAACGAAGAGCCUUAGUCCGUAGAAGAAAGACCAAUAUAGUGAACACUUCACAAUCCCAUUUAUGUGACAAUUUCCUUGGAUUGUCAUCUCCAUGUGACCUGUCUGAGUCCUCCUCUGAUGACGGAGGAGUGAGAACAUGGUCAGGUAUGAGAGAGAUACCUCUGCAAAGACUGGAAAACAUGCCGGGUUUUCUCUAUAAGGGAAGUAGGAGGAAAACGAAAAGGAGCCAUAAACAGUGGAAGAGAAGAAAAAGAGGCUGGGCGAUCCACCACUACUCUUGUCGUAGUCCUCACAAAUUGCGGUCAGUGCGAGAGGAGAGGAGGAUACUUCACAGUAUAUGGAAGGACGGUCUGGAUGAAGAGGAUAGGAGGUUGCUGCAUUGCACUUAUGAAAGGCUGCAAGAGCGGGAUGAUGAGUGCAGCUGGCUUAGUGACACCCUCUGGAUCGCCCAUCCUCUGACUAAAGGUAUAGAGAUUAACGAAGAACACCAGUCAUGGCAGCAAUACCACAUUACAGGUUCAGCUCGCAGUGAGGGCUUCUACAAAAUCAACUGGAGGGAUAAACUUGAAUAUCGUAACCAAGCAAGAUUUACUGAGCUUCCGUCGACAAGCUAUCAAGUAUUUACCCUGACGCAGCCGGCUGCACUUCGAGCUGGAUCAGACUUCAGGUCGGAACAACGUCGUCUGCUGUCAUCUUUCAGCUGUGAUAGUGACUUGGUGAAGUUUAACCAACUCAAGUUUCGAAAGAAGAGGAUUCGUUUCAGCCGAAGUCACAUUCACGAUUGGGGUCUCUUUGCCCUGGAGGCAAUAGCAGCAGAUGAGAUGGUGAUUGAGUAUGUAGGCCAAGUAAUCAGACAGAAUGUUGCUGACAUGAGAGAGCGCAGAUAUGAAGAAGCAGGCAUUGGAAGCAGCUAUUUGUUCCGGGUGGAUCAAAACACUAUAAUUGAUGCCACAAAAUGUGGUAAUUUAUCCAGAUUCAUCAACCACAGCUGCAAUCCAAACUGUUAUGCGAAGAUAAUCACUGUGGAAUCCCAAAAGAAGAUAGUAAUCUACUCGCGGCAGACGAUAGGCAUCAAUGAAGAAAUCACGUAUGACUACAAAUUUCCAAUUGAGGACACAAAGAUUCCUUGCUUGUGCGGAGCUGAAAACUGUCGAGGCUCUUUGAACUGA